This is a messenger RNA of Triticum aestivum (bread wheat), 1136 nucleotides long. Its product is annotated as dehydration-responsive element-binding protein 1B. Bases 392 to 1000 code for a protein of 202 amino acids. Lineage: Eukaryota; Viridiplantae; Streptophyta; Magnoliopsida; Poales; Poaceae. Gene Ontology annotation, molecular function: DNA-binding transcription factor activity; DNA binding. The transcript has a single exon. Gene Ontology annotation, biological process: regulation of DNA-templated transcription. The record is from RefSeq and is a predicted model, not a curated record.
GUGAACAAACAUACACCAGAGUAUGUCAUGGCAAACCAGAAAAAAUGUAACAAAAGUAGCACCGUGGUCGUACGUCCAAGCAAGAGCUACAGGCCACAGCUAGUUACCUCGAUGAAGCAACGUAAUGAAUCAGCUAUUGCAAACUGGACAGGUAAUAAAACGCGCGGCGAACCCGUCUGUCGUGUGAGAGUCCAUUUCCACCCCGAGCGUCCACGUCGUGGCGGGUAUCCAACCCGUUGCCAGUAGCCCCUGCAUACUAUAUACUCACCUGCUUGAUUCCCCGCUUCUAGUUCUCAUCGGAGCUGCAAUCCAUCGACCCUCACCACAACGGCUUCACGCGCGCAACCCCCCGCGCUACGCUGCACACUCCGGUGCUAUACGGUCUCCACAGAUGGACGCCGAUGCCGCCUCCCCGUCGGACCAGCACAGGACGGUGUGGACGGAGCCGCCGAAGAGGCCGGCGGGGCGGAUCAAGUACAAGGAGACGCGCCACCCGCUGUACCGCGGCGUGCGGCGUCGGGGGCGGUACGGGCGGUGGGUGUGCGAGGUGCGCGUGCGCGGCACCAAGGAGACAAGGCUCUGGCUCGGCACCUUCCGCACCGCCGAGAUGGCGGCGCGAGCGCACGACUCCGCCUCGCUCGCUCUCUCCGGAAGCGCCGCAUGCCUCAACUUCGCCGACUCCGCCUGGCGGAUGCUGCCCGUCCUCGCCGCUGGGUCUUCCAGCUUCAGCAGCGCGCGGGAGAUCAAGGACGCCGUCGCCGUCGCUGUCGUAGCGUUCCAGAGGCAGCGCUCCGUCGCGUCCACGGCCGACGGCGAGAAGGACGUCCAAGGCUCGCCGACGCCGAGCGAGCUGUCCACGUCCAGCGAUUUGCUGGACGAGCACUGGUUUGGCGGCACGGAUGCCGGAUCGUACUACUCGCCGGGCAUGUUCAUGGAGCCGCCGGAGCGGCCUGGAAACCGCGAGCUCGGUGCCGGCGAGGUCGAGACGCUGCUAUGGUAAAGUUUAUAGUUGGCUCUGCACUUCUGUCCCACCAAAUAUGGGAAGAAACAGAGGGCAAUAUUUUCCCUCAUAUGGUCAUGUGUGUUCGUUCAUAUUGAAAGCCUCCGGUUUCUACUUUGAGGAAGGGCAUAUUUGC